UGGGCGGCGCCGGGCCGAGCUCCGGCGGGCGGGGGCGCGGGAUGGAGAUUUUAAGGAUAACCUAAAUAAAGUAUAUGAAGCCAUUGAAGAGUCGGACUUCCUGGCCAUCGAUGGAGAGUUUUCAGGAAUCAGUGAUGGGCCUUCAGUUAGUGCAUUAACAAAUGGCUUUGACACUCCAGAGGAAAGGUAUCAGAAACUUAAAAAGCAUUCCAUGGAUUUUUUGCUCUUUCAGUUUGGCCUUUGCACUUUUAAAUAUGAUGACACAGAAGAAAGGUAUAUAAUGAAGUCGUUUAACUUCUAUAUUUUUCCAAAACCCUUUAACAGAAAUUCACCAGAUGUCAAGUUUGUCUGUCAGAGUUCAAGUAUAGAUUUUUUAGCAAACCAAGGAUUUGAUUUUAAUAAAGUUUUUCGCAAUGGAAUUCCGUAUUUAAAUCAGGAAGAAGAGAGACAGCUAAGGGAACAGUAUGAUGAAAGACGUUCUCAAGCCAACGGUGCAGGAUCUCUGUCAUACACUUCUCCUAAUUCCACGAAGUGCCCUGUAACAAUUCCUGAGGAUCAGAAAAAAUUUGUUGAGAAAGUAGUGGAACAGAUAGAAGACCUAUUAAAGAAUGAAGAAAAUGAAAGUUUGGAACUGGAGCCAUGUACAGGAUUUCAAAGGAAAUUAAUUUAUCAGACCUUGAGCUGGAAGUAUCCAAAAGGUAUCCAUGUGGAAACUCUGGAGUCAGAUAAGAAGGAGAGAUAUAUUGUUAUUAGUAAGGUAGAUGAAGAGGAACGAAAAAGAAGAGAGCAGCAGAAACAAGCAAAAGAACAGGAAGAAUUGAAUGAUGCUGUAGGGUUUUCCAGAGUUGUUCAUGCCAUUGCUAAUUCUGGCAAGCUUGUUAUUGGGCACAACAUGCUGCUGGAUGUUAUGCACACCAUACAUCAGUUCUACUGUCCCCUGCCUGAUGACCUGAGUGAGUUCAAGGAAGUAACCUCAUGUGUCUUUCCCCGGUUACUGGAUACUAAACUGAUGGCAAGUACACAGCCUUUUAAGGAGCUCAUUAAUAAUACAUCACUUGCAGAACUGGAAAAGCGUUUAAAAGAGGUUCCAUUCAGCCCUCCUAAAGUUGAAAGUGCAGAAGGAUUUCCAAGUUAUGAUACAGCAUCUGAACAACUGCAUGAAGCAGGAUAUGAUGCCUACAUUACUGGACUGUGCUUCAUUUCCAUGGCUAAUUUCCUAGGUUCAUUCCUCAGUCCUCCGAAAAACCAUGUGUCUGCUAGAUCAAAACUCAUUGAACCUUUUUUUAACAAGCUAUUUCUUAUGAGAGUGAUGGACAUACCAUAUCUCAAUUUGGAAGGACCAGACUUGCAGCCCAAACGAGAUCAUGUUCUUCAUGUUACUUUUCCCAAAGAGUGGAAGACUAGUGAUCUGUACCAGCUUUUCAGUGCCUUUGGUAACAUUCAGGUUUCGUGGAUUGAUGAUACAUCAGCAUUUGUAUCAUUGAGCCAGCCAGAGCAAGUACAAAUAGCUGUAAACACCAGCCGGUAUGCUGAAAGUUAUAGGAUCCAGACAUAUGCAGAAUAUGUGGAGAAAAAACAUGAAGAAAAACAGGCCAAGAGAAAAUGUACAGAAGAUAGUUGGAAGGAGAUGGAGAGGAAGAGGUUAAAAACCCAGUGCACACCUUACGUUUCCCAGAGUCGGUACUACUGUGUUAACAGGAGCCUUAAGUUGGAAAAAAUUAAAUUCAGCCAUAAGACCAUUCAAGAAGAGAUCUUCUUCCUACAUUUUACAGGUGCCAGUACAGUGGGAAAGAGAAGCAUGAGUCCUAUUGAGGAAGAAACUGGUUCUGAUGAUAUGGAAGAGGGAGAAGGCCAAGAUCCAGAAAAUGAUCAGACAGACCCCUGUGCAGAGUCCCUUCCAGAUGGUAAGAAGAGAGCCAAAAAGUUGAAAAAGAUCAAGACAGAACAAGUUCCAGCGGGAAGCCUCACAACUAGUUCCACUGGAAUUUUUGAGGUCCCUGAAACAUGGUAGGAAACAACUGCCUUAACAAGUGGAAUUGAUUGAAAGCAGUUGAGAGAAUGCACCUCUUGGAAGCCAUACUUUAUUUAAAUAAAGUGGUGUUAACAAAGCAGUAUGUGUCCUGAAAAUCAGUUUAAUUAUUUUAAACUGUUUCUUGAACAAUCACUGUCAAUUUUACUCAUGUGUAUAUCACCUAGUACAUGACUUGUCGUUGAUCCUGUGAAAUUCUUGCUGUUGUAACUGAUGUUAGGUUUAAGAAGCAAGACUCAGUGUCCUUUGGUCACUUCCUUUGGCAUGCUGGCUGUGAACUGUACAAGAACUGGCACUCUGUGAUUUUGUGCUAGGCUGUUUCCUCUGCUUGGGGAGUUACCACAGCUCUCCUAAUAUUUAGCUAUUUUUUCAGACAGCAUCAGUAUGCUGUCAGCAUUCUGAAAACAGGUAGAACUGUAGUUUCACAUAUUGCUUUCUACCUGUUACUUUAACCAGGAGCAUUUUUUGAAUUUCUGUUCUCUACCCCCACCCCCAGUACAGCUGGUAUUCCUCUAAAUACCAGCCUUAUCCAUACCUUACCCUUUCAAAAAACUGUAACUUAAAAGUCUUUCAAACAUUAAUUUCCUGGUGGGAGGUAGUUUCUUCUUUGUUUUCACAUCUGUUGUUUCCACUUUUAAAUCCUGAUUUUGUAAAAAAAUGUUUUUUGGUACCUGUGAUAAACCUGCUAACUGCACUAGCCCUUUAUUUGUUUAAAAAAGGAUCUGCAUUGGUAGAUUUCAGAAAAUGUUUGAUAUUUAAAUUUUUGUAUCGUGGAAAUAAAACCAAAAUAUGUAUUUCCAUAACAUGAAAAUUAAAGACAUUUUCUUAGGAA
Molecule: messenger RNA, 2861 nt
Organism: Hirundo rustica (Barn swallow)
Lineage: Eukaryota; Metazoa; Chordata; Aves; Passeriformes; Hirundinidae
Gene: PARN
Product: poly(A)-specific ribonuclease
Exons: 25
Coding region: 212-2011 (599 amino acids)
Biological process (GO): nuclear-transcribed mRNA poly(A) tail shortening
Cellular component (GO): cytoplasm; nucleus
Molecular function (GO): metal ion binding; RNA binding; poly(A)-specific ribonuclease activity
Source: RefSeq, a predicted model, not a curated record